Messenger RNA from Helobdella robusta, 348 nucleotides. RefSeq lists its product as hypothetical. Lineage: Eukaryota; Metazoa; Annelida; Clitellata; Rhynchobdellida; Glossiphoniidae. The annotation marks the transcript as partial. The transcript is spliced from 2 exons. Gene Ontology annotation, molecular function: RNA binding. The record is from RefSeq and is a predicted model, not a curated record.
CAGAGCGCCAACACAACCGAUAAAGUUCACGUUCCAAGUUCUGAACACGUAGCUGAAAUCGUCGGUAGGCAAGGCUGCAAGAUAAAGAACUUGAGAUUCCGAACUAACACCUACAUUCGCACCCCGCCACGGGACGAGGAACCAGUUUUCGUCAUAACAGGCAGAGAAGCAGACGUCAGGGAAGUCAGACGAGAAAUCGAAGAGGCGGCACAUCACUUCACUCAGCUGAGAGCCAACCGGAAAUGCAGGGGAGGGGUCCAGAGCAAACAAAUAGGCGGCUGUCUAAAUAACGACGGUAAUUAUGGUAGAAGUAAUAACCCGGGUGCAGAGAUUAGAGAACGGAAGUGA